CUCCGUUUCUAAUCCACCUUGUUUCUUAGUAUUGUGAUCCACACCUUCUUCUUUGUUCUCAGUUGUUAUUAUUCUUUCUUUUUUUUUUCCCCGCUCAGUCUCUUCUCUUCUGUGUUCUGAAUGGCGUAUUUCGGCCAUCCGCCUUCACUGUCUGUCGACGGCCAGUCGCCUCCCCAGCACCCUUCACAGCAGCAGCAGCAGCCGUACGCGCUCCAUCCGCAGCUCCAGCACCUCCAUCAGCUCCACCACCACCAACAGCAGCAGCAGCAGCAGGCAGCCAGCAGCAGCACCAGCACCAGCAGCAGUCAAACGCCGCCCGUGCUUUCCUCCGCCGUCGCAGCAGCCGCAGCAGCAGCCGCAGCCGCUUCCGCUUCUCACUCUGCUUCGUCAUCAUCGUCAUCAGGUCCGUUCGACGACUUGGCUGCUGCGAACGCCGCGGCGCGCUCGUCAAUGCAGUCGCCGGGAGUGUCGGGACGACCCGCAGAUGGCGCUGCUGGGAGCGGGGCGGACGGGACGGCGGCCACGGGGCCACGCAAGCGCCGCAGGGUCAACAGGGCCUGCAUGUACUGCCACAAGUCAAAGGUUAUGUGUGACGAUGAGCGACCGUGCAGCCGGUGCAUCAAACGGAAUAUCGCUCACUUGUGUCGAGACGACGAGUUCCAGCUCGAGCACACGCAAUACAAUGACCACUUUUCACAACAAGGCGAGCAGCGCAACAGCAUCAAGGCACAACAAGCCGCACAAUUCUUGUUCCCCGAAGUCCCCGUUGGCUCGAUUGGACGGGCAGAUCUCGUUGACCAACAGCAGCUCGAAUCCGAGAGUGCUGCGCCAUCCGUGUUCUCAUCGGCGGCAGAUCCAACCCAGGCAGCAGGGGCGGCCCCGAUGGAUCCCAAUGGGCACGAUCAAUUGUUUGCCAGUAUAGAUCUCGGCUUUGCCAGCACACCAAAGACAGAGUUGCUCGGCAGUGCAGACCCUGCCCUGGUUCUUGCCGCCUCUGCAAACCAGUCUGCGGCCGCUGGCGAGGCGCGCCCCAAAAUUGCGUCUGGCUCCUCUGUUCGCGCCACUCGCUCGUUCACUGCGCAAUUCCGCGACCCAUUUCAACCAGGUGUCUCGCCAUUCUUUGGCGGCGUGCUAACGGGCACUUCGCACGAUGCUGGAUUGGACCCGGCCAUUCCUCAGGACAACAACAUUAAAGCACAGAUUGCCAGCAUCAAUCGCGUGGACUCGCAACUCGCAGUUCGAGCUCCCAUCGAUGCCGGUGCGAGCGCUGUUGCUCGUAAUCCUGGCAAGGUGUUUAACUACUUUAACAGCUUGACGUCUGUGCGCAAGUACAUUUGUGAACGGCUAACUCCCGAGCAAUUCCAAGCCAUUGAGGAUUUGCUCGAGCCGGUUCGCAUGCAAAUAUUCGAGACUCUUCUCACGCUCGAGUACAAGGACCUGGUCUUUGUUGAAGAAAUGUUUGAUCGCAAGAUUCUGUUUUACAAAAAGUACUUUGAUGACAUUGGAACACCCUCGUGCUUGUGGCGUCGCACAGGAGAUGUUGCUUUGGCCAAUGAAGCCAUGUCGGAGCUUGUCGGACGAAGUGGCAAAGAGCUUGUAUCGUCAAACUUUUACAAGCUCCUCUCCAACUCCACGCUUUACGACUACAUUAUGCAAAUAUCUAUUCCACUGCUGUCGGCCAACUCUGCUCGAACAUUCAUUGCUUCAGUAGUGUUUGUGCGACCUGACAACACUGAGAUUCUUUGCAAGGCCUCCUUCACUGUCAAACGCGAUGUGUACGAACUGCCGCUGUGUGUUGUUGGCAAUUUCUUGCCAGUCAAUGUGACAGAAACCAAUCUGUUGCACAGCAUCCGAAUUAUUUGAGUUGGACUUUAUGGUUUAUGUUGGCGAGUGCACAUUUUGUUAUUCUCAUUCGAUACAGGUA
This is a messenger RNA of Capsaspora owczarzaki ATCC 30864, 1924 nucleotides long. RefSeq lists its product as hypothetical. Gene Ontology annotation, molecular function: DNA-binding transcription factor activity, RNA polymerase II-specific; RNA polymerase II transcription regulatory region sequence-specific DNA binding; zinc ion binding. Bases 121 to 1863 code for a protein of 580 amino acids. NCBI's taxonomy places the organism in Eukaryota, Filasterea, Ministeriida, Capsasporidae. The record is from RefSeq and is a predicted model, not a curated record. Gene Ontology annotation, biological process: regulation of DNA-templated transcription. Gene Ontology annotation, cellular component: nucleus. The transcript has 8 exons.